Fimicolochytrium jonesii is the source of this 1506-nucleotide messenger RNA. Its product is annotated as CTLH/CRA C-terminal to lish motif domain-containing protein. Gene Ontology annotation, molecular function: ubiquitin-protein transferase activity; protein binding. The transcript has 7 exons. The coding region runs from base 217 to 1410 and encodes 397 amino acids. Gene Ontology annotation, cellular component: nucleus; GID complex; cytoplasm. Gene Ontology annotation, biological process: proteasome-mediated ubiquitin-dependent protein catabolic process. The record is from RefSeq and is a predicted model, not a curated record. Lineage: Eukaryota; Fungi; Chytridiomycota; Chytridiomycetes; Spizellomycetales; Powellomycetaceae.
AGAUAACCCCUUUCCUCAACAAUCCCCCAAUCCCACACGCAACAUACGCUCGCUCUGUACUAAGACCCUUCCCCCCGCUCCUCCGCUUAUAAUACGGCCUCUCCAUAUCUUACUGUCGGGAACGUCUCCUGGCACCUCAGCGAAACUCGUCUCUCGUCUCGUGAUCUACCCGCCGCGAAGAUUGACUGACACUCGCCCCCAAAACACACCUCAGAAAUGGAAAAGGGCAAAGUAAACCACGACGGGCUGUUCAACAUCGAGCAGCCCCUCCUCAAGGUCCCAGCAGAACAACUCAAAAAAGCCGCACGAACAACACAACGCUACAUCGACUACUUUAUGAAGGAGAUCAACGCGGAUGUGACCAAACUGGGGAAGAAUGCGGGCGGGAGUGUUGAUGCGAGCCAGGCGGUGAAGACGUUGGAUGAAAUGGUUGAGCGGUUGGUUAAGUUGAAGAGGAAGAUCGCGGAGACAAAGGCCGAAGAAUUCACAUCCGUCGAGCGCACCAAAACGCGCCUCAACCACCUCACCGACGUCAUGUCCGUCACCUCCUCUGAAUCGCCAGCGUUCAAUCGCUGGUGCCAGACGCGCAUGGAGCGGCUGCUUGUGGAUUACAUGCUUAGGAACGGGUACAGCAGGACGGCGCAGGCGAUAGCCUCGGAGCUGAAGAUUGGGGACUUGGUGGAUAUUGAGCUGUUUGCGGAGUCGGGACAGGUCGAAGAAGCGCUGAGGAAUCAGAACUGUGCGGAAUGUCUGAAAUGGUGUGCGGACAAUCGAUCUAGUCUCGAGAAGAUUCAGAGCACGCUAGAAUUCAAUCUCCGCUUCCAAGAAUACAUCGAGCUCGUCCGCGCCCAAAAAAAGGAAGAAGCAAUAAAGUACUGCCGCAAAUACCUCAUCACCUGGCAAGCGGCCCACAUGUCCGAGAUCCAGCAGGCCAUGGCACUGCUCGCUUUCAGUCCGGAUACCUGGUGUGAGCCGUACAAGGACCUCUACUCCCCCCACCGCUGGACCUCCCUAAUCGACCAAUUCCGCUCCUCCAACCACGCCCUCCACAACCUCACCUCCCAACCGCUCCUCACAAUGACCCUCCAAGCCGGGCUUUCCGCCCUCAAGACCCCCGCCUGCUACAACGACGACGACCGAACGAUCAACUGCCCCGUGUGCUCGGCCGAUACGUUUGGACGACUGGCCGAGGAUCUGCCCAAUGCGCAUCAUGUGAAUAGUUGUCUGGUGGAUCGGGUGACGGGCGGGUUGAUGGGGGAGGAUAAUUUGCCGCUUGUGCUGCCGAAUGGGUUUGUGUAUAGUACCAAGUCACUGGCGGAAGCGGCACUGCAAAACAAUGGGAUGGUGCGGUGUAUAAAGACAGGGGACCAGUACCAUAUCUCGACCGCGCGCAAGGCGUUCUUAUUGUAGGAACGAAAUGGGGGAGAAGAAGUGCUCUCUGGAUCGCCGAAUGGCCAGUCAUACAAGUUAUAGGACCCGAGUGAUGCGCAAUCCGGCCCCGGGUUA